AUGUCCAAAGUUUAUAAAAUGUUGAUUACAGCCACAGACAGAUAUGUCCCUACAAAGCUUCGUCCGUUAUGGGAACAUGAAGCUGGUCCUAAAACCAUCUUUUUUUGGGCUCCAGCGUUUAAAUGGGGCUUGGUGUUAGCUGGUUUGGGUGACUUAAAUCGACCUGUUGAUAAAUUAUCAAUACCCCAGUCUGUGUCCCUAGCAGCAACCGGAUUGAUCUGGUCGCGUUACUCACUUGUUAUCAUACCGAAAAACUACAGCUUGUUUGCAGUGAAUGUGUUUGUUGCCGCUACAAGCUUGUAUCAAAUCGGUAGAGCUUACAGAUAUCAACGAUCUCUAAAGAAGAAGGAAUAA
Molecule: messenger RNA, 354 nt
Organism: Parnassius mnemosyne (clouded apollo)
Lineage: Eukaryota; Metazoa; Arthropoda; Insecta; Lepidoptera; Papilionidae
Source: the annotation of a GenBank genome assembly